UCAAUUCCUGCUCAUUUGUCCAAUAACUUCGCGUAUGAAAUCAUGUCAGACGAUGAGGGAGUUCAGCAGUUCCUAGAAAUACGCGAGACAAUGCGCAAAAUCGCCCUCUACAUGGGUCUCUGGCCAUUCGAGAAUCCUGGAUUCCUCUAUCGCAUGAUACCUUAUUGUCUCGUCAGUCUUUUCGUCUACGCCAUACUGAUCAUAUCGAAUUCCAUCGCUCAUCACAUCAGCGAUGCCAGACUGGUGACAGUGUGCUUUGGUAUCAUUACCAUUAACAUUCUGUGUAUUCUCAAGGUAUUACGCAUAUCCAGAUUUGGAAAGGAAUUGCUGUGGUUCAACAGAACAGUAACUGAGCUGUGCAAUGAGUUCCUGAGUGAUGGGGAGCUGAAGAAAUUUGUACUUGACGACGUGAAAAUAUUCCGUUCUUUUUUUCGAGUUCAUGCGAGCUUGUGCGCUUUCAGUGGUACUGUACCGAUAAUUACAUCACUGGUGUCAGUUGUUUAUCAAAUGAGACACGAUCUUCAUCCCAUCAAGUACAGUUUACUACUCCCAGGAACGUAUCCCUGGAAUGUAUCAGUCAAUCAAUUAGUUCAUGGUCUUCAUUUUGGAUUCGAAGCGUACAGUCUCAUGUGGAAUUUCUACGUGGGAGCUCUCGUUGAUGUACUAUUUUCAUUCACUAUUCUCCAGAUGACCAUCCCCCUGCGUGGAAUGUCUCAUGCUCUUCUCAAUCUUCGAGACGAUGGCGAUUACGGAUAUGUGCUGCACAAGUGUCUCAUUCAGUACAGAAUUCUCAUAAAAUGUCGCUGCAUCAUUCAGAAAACUUAUGGGCCCAUUAUCGUUUUCAUAGCUGUCACUGGCCCAGUCGCACUCUGUUCGCUAGCUUGGCAAGUGACGCAGAUGGAUUCGAUGACAACCCUGCAAAAAAUGAGAUUCGCAGCUCAUGGAAUCGCUAAAACUCUUCAAGUUUGGUCGUACAGCUGGUCAGCGACGAAUCUCAGAGGACAGAGUGAAACAUUCCUGGACAAUGUUUACUGCUCACAAUGGCUUGGGGACCGACGGUUUAUGAAUACCGUUUUGACAGUUCUCAUGCAGAGGCCGUUGAUAAUCCAAGCCGGGCACAUGCCAGAUGUCUCCCUCAAUAUGUUCGUAUUCGUCAUGAAGACGACGUCAUCGUAUUACCUAUUGCUGCAGACACUCGACUAGCAUCAGAUAUCAAGUUAGAAAAUAAUAUUGAAUGUUGCCACAUCAUAACGGUAAAGGGUAAUUAACGAUUGCGAUAAAAAUGUAAUUGAAAGUUUCACCUUUGUUGAAGACCACGUGACAAGUACCUCAUCUCCA
This is a messenger RNA of Fopius arisanus, 1338 nucleotides long. RefSeq lists its product as uncharacterized. Lineage: Eukaryota; Metazoa; Arthropoda; Insecta; Hymenoptera; Braconidae. Bases 43 to 1203 code for a protein of 386 amino acids. The transcript is spliced from 5 exons. Gene Ontology annotation, molecular function: olfactory receptor activity; odorant binding. The record is from RefSeq and is a predicted model, not a curated record. Gene Ontology annotation, cellular component: plasma membrane. Gene Ontology annotation, biological process: sensory perception of smell; detection of chemical stimulus involved in sensory perception of smell.